This is a messenger RNA of Auxenochlorella protothecoides, 201 nucleotides long. RefSeq lists its product as hypothetical. The coding region runs from base 1 to 201 and encodes 66 amino acids. The record is from RefSeq and is a predicted model, not a curated record. NCBI's taxonomy places the organism in Eukaryota, Viridiplantae, Chlorophyta, Trebouxiophyceae, Chlorellales, Chlorellaceae. The transcript has 2 exons.
AUGCAGUUCAAGUCCUUGGUGAUGGGAAGCCGGAGGCCGGGACGAAACAUAAGCAGGCUUACGUCUCCCUCAUGUAUGGGGAUGACUUCCUACUGGGAAUGCGUGUGCUCGGCCAGUCACUGCGGGAGUCUCAAACCACCAGGGAUUUGGUGGCCGUCGUGGUUGGAUCUCACGUCUCAGACCUCUCGAAGAACGUGUUGA